This is a messenger RNA of Mucor velutinosus, 732 nucleotides long. It is a transcript of the gene MEF2, whose product is annotated as Ribosome-releasing factor 2, mitochondrial. The record is from RefSeq and is a predicted model, not a curated record. Lineage: Eukaryota; Fungi; Mucoromycota; Mucoromycetes; Mucorales; Mucoraceae. Bases 1 to 732 code for a protein of 243 amino acids. Gene Ontology annotation, cellular component: clathrin coat of trans-Golgi network vesicle; plasma membrane; clathrin coat of coated pit. Gene Ontology annotation, biological process: intracellular protein transport; clathrin-dependent endocytosis. The transcript has 4 exons. Gene Ontology annotation, molecular function: clathrin heavy chain binding; structural molecule activity.
AUGUCAGAUUUUGGUGAUUUCAACACACCUUCCGAAGAUCCUACUGCUGAUUUUCUCGCACGCGAGAGAGCUGCCCUCGGCGAAGAUGCUGACCUGUUUAGUACAAACGACAAUGACCUUGUCUCACCUACUCAUGACUUGACAUCUCCCAUUCCUGCUGCUACUUCUAACCCAAUGUCACCGGCUCUUCUUGACGAUUUCCCUGCUGUGGAUAAUGGUCGUGCUAGUGCUUUAUCUUUCCAAUCUCAAACUAGUAACAAACCUGAUCAAGAUCUUACGGGUGCCAACACUUUUGAGCAGGAUUAUCCCAAGGCCGAAGAGUUGGAGACGUCUCAAGCUUUCCAUAAGGCAAUGUUGCCUGAAGAAGAGCCAGAAACUGUUCGUCAAUGGCGUGAAAAGCAAAAGGAAGUGAUCGCUGAACGUGAUGCCGAAUCUGAAAAGAAGAAGGAAGAAACUAUCAAGCAAGCUCGUGAGGACAUUGAUAAAUUUUACGAAGAAUACAAUGACAAAAAGCAAAAAGCAAUUGAAGAGAACAGGGAGCGCGAGGAAAAUACUCAAAAGAAUCGUGAAGAAGUUGCAUCUUCAGGCAACAUUUGGGAUCGUGUAGCUCGUGAAGUGGAUAUCAGCAAUGCAAAGACCGGCUAUCAUACACAGGAUGUCACUAGAAUGAAGGAAUUGAUGUUGGAUCUUAAGAGAGAUGAGAAAGCACCUGGCAACAUUAUCGAAGCUUAA